AUGGGCAAACGCAGACGCAGCCGCGGAAACGCCAGCGUGUCGGCCGGCGACGAUUCGGCGGCGGCGCAGCAGAACGAUCAGCCGGAUGUCAAGAAGAUGAAGCAGGACACCCCGAAGCAACAGAAGGCCGACCGCUGGGCGGCCGUCGAGGAUGGCAGCGCCGUUUCGGCAGCUGCAAUCUUCUCGAAUGGGCACGCCGAGGAGAACGUGGCCCCGAAGCAGCAGCGGCGGCGCAGAGACCGCCGAACUUUUGUCGAGGUCGACAAUGCCGACCGCAUGCCCGAAUCGUCGAAGAAGCACAAGCUGAAGCUGCACAAGACGGAUGCCAAGAAGGCGGCCGACAAGUUGAAUGGGGCCAGUGAGCCGGUGGCGGAAACGCUGCGGAACGGCGCCGCCAAGCCGACCAUCAAGGAAUUCACCGUCAAGGGCCACCAAGAGAUCGUGAUCGUCGAAGAGGUGGAGACGAAGACGCUCGAUGGAGGAGCCAAAACGAAGCGCACGAUCCGGGAAGAGAUGACGUCGGUGGAGGGCGUCGACUACAUCGUCCAAGACCCCGACGACGAGGCCGAGGCGGCCGAGGAGGAGCUCGUCGAGCUCAGCGACGACGGCUCGGAGGGCGAUGAGGAUGGCAGCGAUUUGGCUGAAUUCAUUCGCAUGGACGAGCUGGGCAGCGACGACGAGGAGGACGAGUCGGACGUGUCGUACGUCGACGGAAUGGAAUCGCUGUCCUCAGCUUCGGAGGUGGAUGAAGAUGAGGAGGCCGAACUUGGCGGCGAUGGCGAUUCGAUCGACCUGGACGAGGAUCAAGUCCAUUUUCUGCACGAUUCGCCGGAUGAGGGUGAUGAACAAGACGAGGAAGAAGAUGACGAUGAUGAUGAUGAUGAUGAGGAUGAGGAAGAAGACGAAGAAGAGGAUGAAGAAGAUGAUCAAGUUUUCGAAGGUCUCGACCUCUCCGGGGAAUCUGACGAUGAGGAAGACGGGCUCGGCUUUGUCGUCGACCGGAAGGCGGUGGUGGUUGGCCCCACCGCGCAGAAGCAAGGAAAAGCCAAGCAGCUCGACUUCUCGGCUUUCCCGUUCCAGGGCCCCGAUUCGACCGUCUCCUCCACGAAGGCGUUCGCCUGGCUGAUUGCCAACUGUGACGUCCAGACGUUCUUUGCCGAUUUCUGGCAGCAAAACGCGCUGGUCGUCCGCCGCGGCCACCCCGGCUACUACGGCAAUUUGCACGACUUGGCCCAGUUCAGCGACGUCAUGUCAAAGGAGCACAUGGAGUACGGGAAGAACAUCAACGUGGCCGAGUACCGCGACGGCGUGCGCUACACGAUCAACGGCACCGGACGCGUCUACCCGCGGCACGUACAGAAGCAUUUGGCGGAUGGCCACUCGGUGCAGCUGGUGAACCCGCAGACCUUCUUCCCGCGCGUCUGGUACCUGUGCGACCAGCUACAGGAGAUUUUCGGGUGCUUCGUCGGCGCCAACACCUACAUGACUCCGGCCGGCUCCUCUGGCUUCGCGCCCCACUGGGACGACAUCGACGCGUUUCUGAUGCAGCUGGAGGGCAGGAAGUUCUGGAAGGUGUGGGCCCCCAACACCGAAGAGGCCAGUCUCCCCAGGCUUAGCUCUGGCAACUUCUCGGACAAGGACAUGAAGGGCCGACAGCUGUGCUUCGAGGGAUGGCUGGAACAGGGGGAUAUGCUCUAUCUGCCUCGCGGCUUCAUCCACCAGGGCUCGGCCUCCCCAGACGUACACUCUUUCCACAUCACCGUCUCCGUCGGCCUCAGCCAUUCGUUCGCCGAUCUGCUCGAGAAGAUUGUGCCCACCGCCGUCGAGGAGGUCAUCGCCUCCAGCUCAAAGGUGCGCCGCAGCAUCCCGCCCGGCUACCUGGACAUGACCGGCGUCGCCGAGCUCGUCUACCGCAACGAGGAGCAGGAGGAGGAGAAGCUUGCCGUGCCAAUCGUCAAGAUGGCCUCUUCCCUCGGUCGCCGCAUCCGGUCCAGCGUGCACGUGGCCGUCGAUCUGAUGGCCCGCGAAUUCAUGCGCACCGCUCUGCCGCCGAUGCUCACCGAGGAAGAGAGACGCCUCUCCGCCGUCGGUGCCGUCGAUUUCCUGGGGGGUCGCAAGCUGAAGCUGAAUGAGAAGACACGCGUCCGCUUCAUUCGACGUCACGCACAGCGGCUGAUUUUCGAGUCGGAGACGUCUGCCUUCGUCGUCCAUCGUAUGUCGAACUCGCUGGAAUACGGCGGACGCCCCGAACAACAAUUCGCCUUUGAUUUGGAGUUGGAAGAGGGCUUCAUCCAGCUGCAAAGUGCCUAUCCGGAAUGGACGACGCUUGGCGAGCUGUCCCUGGAGAAGCGCCAGGCCCUGCAGCUUAUUCGUCUACUCUUCGACCACGGCCUCGUCAUGGCCGACAACAAA
This is a messenger RNA of Mesorhabditis spiculigera, 2412 nucleotides long. NCBI's taxonomy places the organism in Eukaryota, Metazoa, Nematoda, Chromadorea, Rhabditida, Rhabditidae. The record is from the annotation of a GenBank genome assembly.